UUUUCCAAUCUUCGUCCCGCCAAUUCCCAAUCUUUGAUAGAAGUAGGAACCCCAGGCACGCAGGCAGGAGAAGGAAUUCCUUGGUUCUUCAAUCUUGAGCCCAAAGACGACGCAAAACAACGAAAACGGAAGAAUGCAGAUUCGAGUGAAGUGCAACUGCGGUGAAGGGAAUUGCCCCGAAUGGGCAAUCUUAGAGUUGCAAGGCGCAGUAGAAGCUCAACCUUCCUUCCAAGGCCGCCUCCAAAACCUCCAAAUCGGCAUCCUCUGCCGCCCUUCUUCUCAGGAGGUGUAUACUUUUACGGUUGGGUAUCAUGAAUUGACGGGAUCGAAAGUCUCGUUGAAGAAGCCACUGUUGGUUCUGAAGAAAACUAAACACUCCGACCCAGACCAUGAGAUCGGUGAGGGUGAUUUUUCGUCUAGAGUGGAAUUAGAAGUUAUCGGUGUCAUUCGGCAUCGGAUAUUGUUCAAGACGAGGCCAAAGGCCAUCAUUUCCAAACCACAACCAGCAAUGAAGGAAAGAGUCGGCAUGCCCGGUUCAGUUGUCUCAAACCAAACAGCAUGAAAUCCUUGUGGUAAUUUGGAAACUUCAGGUGUUAAAAUGGUCCAGUGCUCUGUGAUUAGGAUUGCUUCCUGCGCUUUUGAUAAGAUUGCAUCGUUUUUCCAAAAAACAGUCGUCAAAUGUUCGGCUUAUCUCGUAAAUAAUUGCAAACAAAUUCUGAA
Messenger RNA from Juglans regia (Persian walnut), 720 nucleotides. RefSeq names its product chromosome transmission fidelity protein 8 homolog. Bases 134 to 562 code for a protein of 142 amino acids. The record is from RefSeq and is a predicted model, not a curated record. Gene Ontology annotation, cellular component: Ctf18 RFC-like complex. The transcript has 3 exons. Gene Ontology annotation, biological process: mitotic sister chromatid cohesion. NCBI's taxonomy places the organism in Eukaryota, Viridiplantae, Streptophyta, Magnoliopsida, Fagales, Juglandaceae.